Messenger RNA from Quercus robur (English oak), 1609 nucleotides. Its product is annotated as serine carboxypeptidase-like 7. The record is from RefSeq and is a predicted model, not a curated record. The transcript has 14 exons. Lineage: Eukaryota; Viridiplantae; Streptophyta; Magnoliopsida; Fagales; Fagaceae. Gene Ontology annotation, molecular function: serine-type carboxypeptidase activity; acyltransferase activity, transferring groups other than amino-acyl groups. Gene Ontology annotation, biological process: proteolysis; secondary metabolic process. The coding region runs from base 73 to 1488 and encodes 471 amino acids.
GUUAUCAACCACAAUAUUAGCAAGCAAACAUGUACAUUAAAAUAAACCCAGUUAACCAUUUCCAGUAGCAGCAUGAGCACAAUGUGGUUGUGCAUAGUUUGUUUCUUGGCUGUUGCCAACUUGGUUGCACCACAGUCGAUCAUCAAUAGCCUCCCGGGCUUUUCCGGCUAUCUUCCUUUCAAACUUGAAACUGGGUAUGUGGGUGUAGGCAAAUCUGAUGAGGUGCAGCUAUUCUACUACUUCAUUGAAUCUGAGAGAAGUCCAGAAGAUGACCCUCUUGUGCUUUGGCUCACUGGAGGUGCUGGUUGUUCCGGAUUUUCUGGCCUUGUAUAUGAAAUGGGUCCAUUAUCAUUUGACUAUGCUAAGUCCAAAAGCAACUCACCAAAAUUGAAGUUGAACCCAUACUCCUGGACAAAGGUUGCUAAUAUAAUAUUUGUGGAUGCACCGGUUGGCACUGGAUUCUCUUAUGCAAAAAGUUCGGAAGGAUACAAUAUCAGUGAUACAUUGGGCGUAGCAGAACUCUAUGAAUUUCUACAGAAGUGGCUUAAGGUUCACCCCAAGUUCCUCACAAAUUCAUUGUACGUCAUGGGAGAUUCUUACUCGGGCAUAACUAUCCCAAUCCUUGUACAAAAAAUAUCAGAUGGUAAUGAAGUUGGUCAGGAGCCGCGAAUGAAUCUCAAGGGAUAUGUGAUUGGAAACCCGUUGACAAAUACGCAUGAUGACUUGAAUGCAAGAAUUCCAUUUGCUCACUUAAAGACGCUUAUAUCAGACGAACUAUAUGAGUCAACUAAAAACAACUGCAAGGGCGAAUAUAUGAAUGUAGAUCCUAACAAUGCAGCAUGUGUGGAUGAUCUAGAUAUCUUCACUGAGUGUACCGAGAAAAUAUUUACUGCACAAAUAUUGGAGCCUACAUGUCAGCUUUUAUCCCCAAAACCUAGAACAAGGGUAUCAAAGUGGGAUCCAGAUACUCUAGUAGAAGAUUCUGUAGACCUCCUCCGAUCAAUUACUCAUCUUCCUGAACCUAGAGCAUGGUGUCGGGAAUAUAACUAUCUGUACUCGUACAUUUGGGCAAAUGAUAAAACUGUUCAAAAGGCUCUUCACAUUCGGGAGGGAAGCAUAAAUGAGUGGGUGAGAUGCAAUCUGACCUUAGCAAACACAUAUGACUAUGAUGUCUCAAGUAGUCUAAAUUAUCAUCGGAACCUUAUCAAGAAAGGCUACGAGGUUCUAAUUUACAGUGGUGAUCAUGACAUGGUUAUUCCAUACAUAGCUACACAUGCAUGGAUAGUAUUGCUAAACCUUACUAUUGCCCAUGAUUGGAGGCCAUGGUUUGUUGAUGGGCAAAUCGCAGGAUUCACAAUGCAGUAUACAUCUAAAAAGUACUGUUUGACAUUUGCAACAGUAAAGGGAGCGGGGCACACAGCUCCAGAGUACAAGCCCAAUGAAUGUCUUGCCAUGAUUGAUAGGUGGCUAUCUUACUAUCCCCUAUAGUGAAUAGUGGAUUUUACCAAUCCAUUCAACUUAGUAGGCUUAUUGUGCAUCUAGCAUUUCAAGUCAUUUUAGUUGUCUAUUCAAUAUCAAAUAAUAAAAUUCAACAGAUUCAACUUCUUCA